Messenger RNA from Mycotypha africana, 838 nucleotides. Its product is annotated as CTLH/CRA C-terminal to lish motif domain-containing protein. The record is from RefSeq and is a predicted model, not a curated record. The transcript is spliced from 5 exons. Lineage: Eukaryota; Fungi; Mucoromycota; Mucoromycetes; Mucorales; Mycotyphaceae. Gene Ontology annotation, biological process: cell surface receptor signaling pathway; cytoskeleton organization. Gene Ontology annotation, cellular component: cytoplasm. Gene Ontology annotation, molecular function: protein binding. The coding region runs from base 35 to 739 and encodes 234 amino acids.
CUUCUUUUCUUGAAAUUUUGAUUCAGCAGCAUUGAUGGAUACUGUAUAUCAUUCUUUGGUAUUUGAAUAUCUCAUCCAUAACUGCUAUAAGAAUACAGCAAGAGCAUUGCUCAAAGAAAAAAAUGAACUUGAGAACUUCCAUGUUAGAACGUCAUAUGUUAACAAAAUACAAUUUAUGGCUAAAACAGAAAUUGAUGAUGAUCAUACAUGGACCUUGUUAGAUGCAAGAAAAAGUAUUAUCGCAGCUAUUGAAACUGGCGAUAUAAACCUGGCCUUUGCUUUGAUCAAGAAAUCUUUUCCAACUAUUGCCGUGCAUAAUCUGAUCCCUAACGGAGUCCCUCCACCCAAUGAUAAUGAAGCCAUCAAAAUACACAAUAUUCUAUUUCAACUAAAAUGCCAACAAUUCAUUGAGAUUAUCCGUACUUCUACAGUUCAGCAAGCACUUCGUUACGCUCAGGUUAAUCUUCGACCGACAAACGCAACCACAACAAAACUAGUAGAGGAGGUCACCACUCUGAUCGCUUAUACCGAUCCAUAUCAGUCUCAAGUGGGUCACUUAUUAGCACAAGAUAGACGGAGUCAAUUAGCUACAGAAGUGAAUCAUAUUCUUUUAGCACACUGUAAUCUUCCUAUUCAAACCUCUAUUGAAAGGUUGAGCAGACAAAUGUUGUUGGUAGAAGAAGAGUUGGCAAAAGAAGACGAGUCAUCAAUCGAUAUCAGAGAAAAGAUGUCAAUAUAAACAACAUCCAGAAUAUUGAGCAAUCGAAACUGCAUUAGAUCCGACACGCACAGACAAAACAAAAAAAAAAAAAAAAAAAAAAAAAAAAAAAAUACAAAA